CUUCCGCUUUGAGUGGACAAUUUGUUUUGGUUAAUAUGAACUACGCUUUGUCACGCUGAGCGAAGGUUCACCGCGGUACUUUAGCCUACCGGUUAAACGCCAUUGAAUUUCUGACACACUUUGCUACAACUCCUCCCCCGAGGCCUGCUUUUCACCCCCACCUCCUUUUAAGUGCCACCGUCCCUUCUUUUCCUCUAUCGAUCCCAGAAGCUAGCCUGCUAGUUAGCAAAGAAGCUAGCGACUGUCAGACAUAUUACCCAUGUCCUCAGAAGAAGGCUUGAGCUCAACGAUCACAGAUUGGCUUUUUGUUAAUUCCUGGUGGCUUCUCUUGCCGUUCAUCAUGCUGCUUGUGGUUGCUGCCUUCAUCGUUGCAUUUGUGCUGCUGUUAUACAUGAUAUCGCCCCUUAUUAGCCCCAAACCCCUCAAACUGAACGGGGCCCACGUCGUGGUGACUGGAGGCUCAAGCGGAAUUGGGAAAUACAUAGCUAUGGAGUGCUACAGACAAGGAGCUUUCAUUACUUUGGUGGCACGAGAUGAGGCUAAGUUGCUUCAAGCCAAGAAAGAAGUAGAGAAAUUUGCCGUUAAUGACAAACAGGUGGUGCUCUGCAUAUCAGUGGAUGUUUCCAGUGAUUACAGUCAAGUGGAAAGUGUUAUUAAACAGGCUCAAGAGAAGCUGGGUCCAGUUGAUAUGCUUGUGAAUUGUGCUGGAACGUCCUUUUCUGGAAAGUUUGAGGAAGUGGAGGUCGAUCGUUUCAAGAGGUUGAUGGAGGUGAACUACCUGGGCAGCGUCUAUCCAACACGUGCUGUCAUAACCACCAUGAAGGAGAGAAGAAUGGGUCGCAUCAUGUUUGUUUCGUCCCAGGCUGGCCAGAUAGGACUUUUUGGCUACACGGCUUACUCCCCGUCCAAGUUUGCCCUGCGCGGUUUAGCCGAGUCGCUGCAAAUGGAGAUAAAGCCCUACAAUAUCUACGUAACAGUGGCCUACCCACCAGACACAGACACCCCAGGACUGGCAGAGGAAAACAAGACAAAGCCUCUGGAAACCAGAUUAAUUUCUGAAACCUCGGGAGUAUGUCAGCCAGACCAAGUGGCCAAGAUAGUUGUUCGGGAUGCAGUGCAGGGGAACUUUAACAGCUCUGUGGGUCCAGAUGGGUACAUGCUGUCAGCACUCACCUGUGGGAUGUCACCUGUCACCUCCAUCACAGAGGGUCUCCAGCAGAUCGUUACCAUGGGCCUGUUCCGCACCAUCGCACUAUUCUACCUGGGAAGUUUUGACAGCAUUGUGCGCCGCUGCAUGAUUCAGAGGGAGCAGUCCAAGGCAGCCGACAAGCGAGAGUAACCCCCUUCCAACGAGCGUAGGUGGCCAGAAGGCCCAAAUAGUAGGACAGCAGCUCCGCUAUCCACUUUCUUGUGUCCCCGCCACCCGUGACAUUUCAGUUUUAAACGUGCACACGCUUUUUGUCAUGGGAGCAGCCUUACUUUCAGCGACCUACAGGCGUGUUUAUUUGUAAUGGAGGGAGGUGAGUAGGCUUCCCCGCCUCCACUCGCACAGAAAAAGCAAUAUCCUGUCCGACUGGUUGUGCCAAAUAUGGCCUGCAAUUCCCUCCUACAGGAGCUGAAGUCAAAACAAGAUUGGUGAGUGAGUCACCUUUUUGUCCUCAUGUUGCAUGCAUCCAAAAACAUACUGACAACUUAUUAUAAAUGUAUAGUUUCACCGAAUAGGAAAAGAUUUUUCUAGCAAGCUUUUGCUACCAUGAAGUCUUUGCAGGCAAAGAUCACUCCUAAUACCUUGGUUUUGUUUCCCUUGUGUGUGCAGAUCCUCUGUAGUGUAAUUAUGUUUUAUUAUUAAUACAAAUGUAAUCUCAGUAAGAAAGGAGGGUCUUUAAACCAUGUUACCACCAGACAGUUCAGUUCUUUGCCAUGAUACAUAUUAGCUGGUCUGGCUUGUGUUUUCACUGGAGAUCAUGUAUUUAAAAAAAAUGUGGCCAGUAAUCACACUGCAGUGUGUCUAGCGCCACCCUUUUGAUACCAAACUGCUGCAGUUGCUAACCCAUCGGUAGGGUACCAAACAGUGACAUGGUUGCUAUUAUUGCUUUUUAAUUGCAAAAAUGACAUUCCAUAACAAAUGUUAAUAAACGCUUAGUACCAUACCACUGCUGUUGCUACCCUAACACAAGGGUACCAAAAAGUGGUAUGGUUGUUUUUUAAUUGUAAAAAUUACAUUACCACACAUACUUAACUGCUUAGUGGAAAAAGAACCUUUAGGUGUUCCCGUGUGUGCUACGACUGAGCCAGCCCUCGGAAAGAGAAAAGCCAUUUACCGUCUUUGGACUAUUUCUAUAACGUCCCACUUUAUUUAUAACAAGGUACUAUUAUUUCAAGCCGUCGUGUGACUGGAAGCUCAGGUGACUGUUACAGAUCACCUCUCAAGUAUACAUUUUUUGCUUAUUCUUUCUUCAUGAGGAGGAGUAAAUGCAGUUUUAUGUGUCAUUGCACAUAUCCCGCCACGCCGGUGUUGGUCAGUGUUGUGGGUGACCUAAAUCAGGGCAGAGACUCGCUGGUUCGAGUAAUGCCCGAGCAGGUCCAGUGAGGGCGCCAGAGGUCUGUUUUACAUGCAGGCAAAAGAGCACAAAAAAGUGCACAAAGGAGCCUCUAUUUCCAUGUCCUGUCAAGCACAGGUGACAGAGACAUUAUUCCCUCUGAAAUCCUGUCAAAGCUUUGGAAAAUAGUGUUUACCUUAAAAAAAAAAAAGUUCAAUAUUAAAUUUUGUGAGUCCUAUGAGCGGAGAGAAUGUACUUUUCAUACAAAUCUGAACAUAGGAAUAUUAUUUUGAAGUUUGAUAUUUGAAUGCCAAAAUGUGUUAAGACAAUUCUAUGUGAGAUUUUUGCAGUCGCCAUGUGGCGACCUGUUCUAAGCCUUAAGACGUGACUACUGAUCAAGGACAGGAGAGUGUAGCCUGACACGUGUGUGUAGUUUACCGCUUAUAUCAGCUUUUCAGUGUAAAAUGCCAACUUUUGUUUUGUCUGUGUGACUAGUUUGUCGAUAACAAAAAAGAGACGCCUUAAAAGAAGCCAAAAAAUGAGAGUGAGAAACCGUGACUCAUGUUUGAUGAUGCGCUCAUUUGAUUUUGGCUUAAAGGCAUGCAGAGCUUCUCUCACAUGUUGCUUUCAAACGAUCUCUUGUUGUCUCCAUGUAGCGACUCUAUAGUUAAUAGAACAUGUAGCCUGUUGUUUUAACACUGUUAAGCUAUGCAAAGCAGACCCUGUGCUUACAAUGUGUUUGAGCAUUUACAGUCAGGAUCAGAGUCUGAUAACAGGUUAGUUGCCAUCAUUAGAUCAUCUUUUAUUUUGAAGCAUUUAUUUUUACUUCCUGUCAAAACUUUUACCCACUUUCACCUUGUGUGCCAUGGAAAGCAAACUGUCAGAAGUAUGGAACAUACUGUAUGUCUUGUCUUAUUUCUGACACAAAUUGAAUAAAUACAUGUGAGGAAAUCUGAA
This is a messenger RNA of Dunckerocampus dactyliophorus (ringed pipefish), 3497 nucleotides long. RefSeq names its product 3-ketodihydrosphingosine reductase (gene kdsr). The transcript is spliced from 10 exons. Gene Ontology annotation, cellular component: endoplasmic reticulum membrane. NCBI's taxonomy places the organism in Eukaryota, Metazoa, Chordata, Actinopteri, Syngnathiformes, Syngnathidae. The record is from RefSeq and is a predicted model, not a curated record. Gene Ontology annotation, biological process: sphingolipid biosynthetic process. Gene Ontology annotation, molecular function: 3-dehydrosphinganine reductase activity. The coding region runs from base 260 to 1339 and encodes 359 amino acids.